AUGCCCGCGUCGCUGGAUACUCUCCCAACGGAGAUUCUCCUCGAGAUCACUCACCACCUCCCGCAGUCGCUGCGCUAUGCCUCGUUCUUCUCCCCUAUGCUGCGCUACGAGCAUACCGCACCAGCACGCAAGGUGCGCACGCAGACACUGUGUGCUUUGCGGCUCACGUGCCUGCGACUCGCUGGGGCGCUGUUUGGGGCGCUCUACGAGAGUCUGGAUGUGUCGAGCCUAGACUUUGAGCGGGUGGAGGAGGCGAUAGAGGAUGAAGACGAAGUGGUCGAACGGGUUUUGCCAGCCGUAAAGUCUGUUCAUGUCUCUAUGCGCACGUGGAUGGCAAAUACUGCCUCUGAGCACGUCGUCUCGCCGUUCUCCACCGCGCCAAUCAUUGCCUUCCUCACAUUCCUGCACUCGCUCCCUUCCCUCACCCGCCUUGAGCUCGGCGACGUCCCGCUCGCCUUCUUCCCCGUCUUCACAUACGCUUUCGCCGUCCCCGAUCGCGCACUCCCAGGCGUCACUGCCCUCUGCGUGACCGACAGUCUUCUCCAUGCGCCAGGUCUGCCCACCGCCUUCCCGAAUGCGAAGGUGCUUGCGAGCCCUACGAUGUGGGCCCGCGAACGAAGCCAUGUCGGGCUCGGCUGGGUGCAGACGGUGAAGGAAAUGAAGGGGCUUACCGCGCUGGCGGGAUUCAGGCUCGGCGAAGGAGCUGUUGAAGUUCUGAUAACUUCUGUACCAUCCCUCGCCCGCCUCGCCAUUUCCGGCGGCGUCCGCCGAUAUAUGAAGCCUUUUCUUCUUGCGCUGCGGGCCCUCCCGCUAACACAUCUCUCCCUCGUUUACGAGUCGCCCGAUCCUGCGCAGGACCCGCCCGCGCUCGCGCCGAAGCCCGGGUCUGCGGGUGUCCCGCCUGGCGCGACGGAGGAGGACAUGGUGUUUGUCAGCAUGGAGGAGCUCGUGGCGCUUGGGACGGAGGUGCUGCUUGGCUAUAAUGUGACCGCGGGCGGGAAGGAAAAAGUGCUCGAGCGCCUCGUCUUAUUGUGUUUUAUUGUUGCGCGAACCCACACACUCACACUUUGGUAUAUAAUGCCUGGCGGCUUUCUUCAUCAGUCCUACACAAUCGUCCCUUCCCCACUCACUGUUUACACAAACAUUCCGCUAGUACAACACUCAGCCACACCUAUAAUGCAGCCCGCACUACCCCGCACGCCAGUCCCCCUAGUCAACGAGCGCGUCAUCGUGCAAAUCACCUCCCUGCGCCUCUGCCCCACGACACGCCGGCACGUCGAAGAGAAGGAAGCCUGCUGCGGCUUCUGCACUGGCACCGGCCCGGACAGCCGCUGGAGCGCCGGGCAGCAAGCCAGGGCCGCGCGCACAGCCGGCCUGCGCCGGCGCGCACAGUACGUCGGCGCUUGCGGCGUCCUCAUGUUCCUCGCCGCGCUCGUCUUCUCGCUCACGUGCCCCCGGCCCGGGAGUGCCAGUGACGCCGCCCUACCGCCCCCGGCGGCGAAGCGCUGCCGCGCAGAGCGCCUGGCGGUCGCGUGGCUCGGCCUCGUGCUGAUGGUCCUGAUGUUUGCGGCGAUGCUCACGCCGGCGCGGUGGUGGAACGGCGUGCCGGACUUGCUCUCCCCGCGCGCCGCUGGGCCGGGGAGCGUUGAUGGGGAUAUAGAGAAGACGGAGGGUGGACAGUGA
Messenger RNA from Mycena indigotica, 1683 nucleotides. RefSeq lists its product as uncharacterized. The transcript has 5 exons. Bases 1 to 1683 code for a protein of 560 amino acids. NCBI's taxonomy places the organism in Eukaryota, Fungi, Basidiomycota, Agaricomycetes, Agaricales, Mycenaceae. The record is from RefSeq and is a predicted model, not a curated record.